Messenger RNA from Morchella importuna, 696 nucleotides. RefSeq lists its product as uncharacterized. Lineage: Eukaryota; Fungi; Ascomycota; Pezizomycetes; Pezizales; Morchellaceae. The transcript is spliced from 2 exons. The record is from RefSeq and is a predicted model, not a curated record. The coding region runs from base 1 to 696 and encodes 231 amino acids.
AUGGCGCAGCUGAGUUCCGAUGGCGCAGAGGGGGGUGUGUUCAGCGCACUAUCGGAGAAGGAGGCAAUCGCAGCGUAUGUUUCGGCCGCCGGCCAAGUGUUAGAGCGCCGGCUUCUUGCGGCCGGCUCUACCUUCUCAAAGCGGGGCCUGUUCAAGCGCCAGAUCACGAACUCGACCGGCGGGGAGAAGGAUCAGGGGGAUGUGUGCACCGACUUUGCCAACACUGUCACCGUCCCCGAGACCGGCGGCGGGCUGUACCCGCACAGGUUCACCAGCCUCGAGGCCCUCCACGACCUCCGGUGCAAGGAGCCCUUCAACCUCACCGCCAUGCCAGGGAGCGACAACAACGAGCGGUAUGGCGGCUGGGCCAUGCAGAGCAGCAAUACAUUCUUUGUCGACGGGCAGUACGACCCAUGGCGCCCCGCGACGGUCAACAGCCAGGUCCCUGAGGGUCAUGGCCGGAUGAGGACGGAGGAGGUGCCGUUGGCGGGAGAGGUGUUGAAGGGUAGUAUAUUUGCGAUGGUGGUUGAGGGCGGGGCGCAUUGUCCGGACCUUGGCGGGGGGUGGAAUCUAUCUGGGAAACCGGCGUUUGAUCUGUGGAACAAGGCAUUUAGCAUGUGGCUGCCGGCAUUUCAAGUGCAUAAGGUGAGCAAUGUGACGGCGGGCCCUGGGGCGGGGUGGAGCAGCAGAUUGUGA